CAGGUGUGCGACUCCAUCCAUCCCUUCUUGCUGGUGUGUUUUGUAGAGGGAUAUGAGCUGAAUGAGUUCCUCAGGCGCUGUAUUUGUAGUUAUUCAGAUUUAUGGACGAAACGAGAGCGCGAGAGAGCCUUUGAAGGACGCGUAGAAACAGGAAGGUGAGCUUCUGGUGUCACCUGCAGGCUCAUGUAAUUCACGUCAUGUGUCAGCUGUGUGCUUAGUUUGUGUAUGAGAAAUAAAACAGUUUAAAUUUAAAGUGGGAUUACAGCUGCUGUGCUCAUAAAUCAUUCGCUAUAAUCAUCCAAACAUGGGCUCUACCUUCAUACUGAAAGUCAGAACAUCUCUAAAGUCCUCGCAGCUCUUUUUCCAACAUGGACGUCCAGCUUUCUCCACAUUACAGCCUCCCUGGGUUCUCUCUGUGUGCAGCAGAGAGCCCAGCCUCACCCUGGGUGUCAGACGGACACACAGAAGCAGCAGUGGACAAACUAAAGGGCAGGGUGGGGUUAGAAACAGCACCAUCAGAAGCGGUGAAGAGGAUGGUACAGUGAAUGGAGGAGGAGAUAAGAGGUCUGCUCCCCGGCAGAGGAUCCAUAAAUCUGUGUUUGCUGCUGGAACGGCAAAGAGGACGGCGGAUAUACUGAGGAGGAGGGCGCCUCUGGUCUGUGAGUAUAAGGAUGAAGAGGAGCCUGAACGUAGGUCAGAUAGGGGAGCAGGAAGGCUGCAGCCUCCUGAGCGACCGCUCCCUUCCAAUGAGUGGAAGAAGCUGAAGGAGUCUCAGGGAAAUCCACCUCGCUUUGAAAUCCAAAUGAUGACAGCUCUCUUCACCUCUGGGGGCGAGCUGGAUGUUGCCAAGUCCCUGCUGACUUUUGUAGCCACGGAGACUGGCACACUGUCCUACGAGCUGCUACUGCGAUACCUGACGCUGUGUGUGAGCAGCGGCCAUGACGCUGAGGUGUUUGACGUCUAUGACAUCAUGCGGGGAAGUUUCCCCUCUCUGGACACAGGAGCUUCCAGUCUUUUUAUCAAAGCCUUCAGCCGGACGGCGAGGUGGAGGGAGGCUCUCAACAUCCUGCAGGAGCUCAAGAAAACUUUUAGUCCAUCACCACGCAACUAUGGCGACGUCAUCGCAGCGGCAAUGCAGCACGGUGACACAAGCACUGCCUGGGCUCUUUAUGAUGAGCUAAUUGACAAUGGACUGAGUCCUCACCAGGAGACGUGGGAGACUCUGUUUAAAGUGGCAGGGAAAAAGGAAGGAGAAGAGGGAACGAGUGCCAUGUCACAGGCUGAACAGCAGGAGAGGCACCUGGGAAUUCUGCUGCACAUGAGGAACAACCAGAUCUACCCUCAGCAGAGCCUCGCCAGCAGCAUCAAAAGCUGGUUUGAGAGCCUGACAGGACAGGAAUGGACAGGCAGCUGGACGACCGCCACCCCAAAGGGAGUAUGUAGGAGUUGUGGGUCUGAGCUGGAGUCCAUCCAGCUGACUGCUGAGGAGUACCAGCAGCUUAAAGACAGAGUGAUGACAGACAUCAUUGAGGGACAAGAUGUUUUCACCAAGACGACUCCAGAGGAGCUGCAGCGGUUCAAGUUGUUUGUGAAGAGGAAGCCAGCCUUUGAUGUGGUUGUAGAUGGGCUUAAUGUUGCAAAUAGCAACAAGGACAAAAGCAAGCAGUCAGAGACACUGCUGCUGGUGGUGUCAGAGCUCGUCGACCAUCAGGGCCUGACUGUCCUGGUGCUGGGAAGGAAACACAUGCUGCGACCCUCCAGAUCCUGGGACAGAAACAACAUGAACCUCAUCCAGCAGAAGGCCCACUGUUUCUUUACCGACAAUAUUUCAGAGGAUGACCCCUUCCUGUUGUACGCUACUUUGCACUCUGGGAACCACUGUCGGUUUGUAAGCAGGGACCUGAUGAGGGACCACAAGGCCUGCCUGCCAGAUGGAGCCACCAAGCGGCUCUUCUUCAAGUGGCAGAGAGGGCACCAACUGGUGGUGGACGGGCACGUCACAGCGGGCAGGAGGGUCCGAUUUCAGAGUAUUCCCAGCUAUGACACCAUUGUCCAAACCUCAGGAGGAAACUCAUGGCACAUCCCUUAUGAUGAAACAGAGGACAGGAGCACCUAUGAAGUACCACAACACUGGCUGUGUCUCAACAAAAAGCUCUGAAGACUGUCUUUUUUUUUUACAGUUUGGAAUAUUAAAAAAAAUGCUGGUACUGAAGACUUUUAAUAAAACUGUGGACCUGUAAAUAAACAUUUACCAUCACUGCA
Molecule: messenger RNA, 2262 nt
Organism: Maylandia zebra (zebra mbuna)
Lineage: Eukaryota; Metazoa; Chordata; Actinopteri; Cichliformes; Cichlidae
Gene: prorp
Product: protein only RNase P catalytic subunit
Biological process (GO): mitochondrial tRNA 5'-end processing; tRNA 5'-leader removal
Cellular component (GO): mitochondrial ribonuclease P complex; mitochondrion
Molecular function (GO): protein binding; ribonuclease P activity
Source: RefSeq, a predicted model, not a curated record